Messenger RNA from Guillardia theta CCMP2712, 939 nucleotides. RefSeq lists its product as hypothetical. NCBI's taxonomy places the organism in Eukaryota, Cryptophyceae, Pyrenomonadales, Geminigeraceae. The transcript has 4 exons. The record is from RefSeq and is a predicted model, not a curated record. Bases 1 to 939 code for a protein of 312 amino acids.
AUGCUGGAAGGGAGCAAAGAGAGUGGAGAAGAGCUGUUGGAGGACGAGGGCCUGCAUGAUUGGAGGAGCUUCUCGGACUCCCAGGGGUUUGACAUCCUCAGAGUCGAUAGUAGUGCUCAUGGUGAGGAGGUCGAGGAGGUCGAGGAAUGGAAGCAGCAGCAGCAGCAUCAUCAUCAUCAUCAUCAUCAUCAGCAGCAGCAAGAGCAGGAGGCAAGCGCUGUGGUUCGAAGACCACAAGAGCGACCGAGGAAGCAUCUCCGGCAAGUGCGAAUGCAGCAAGUCUCCUUGUCUCCUCGCGGAGUUCAGCACAUCCGGCGGGGCAACGUGCAUGCGCGAGGACGAGGAAGGCUGGGAACGAAGGCUGGUCAAAGGUCAGCGAGGACAGCAGGGCUUGAAGAGGUAGAGCGUCGCUUCGGAGCUGACGAUCGACGAUGCUCGAGGAGAGAGGUCGAGAUUGUCGACCUGCUCGGCUCUUGCCUGAGCUCCUGCUUGACUCCUGCUGGACCUGCAGCGCUGCCAACCAUCAGGCUUGGUGUCAUUCUCUCGAGCAAGAGCACAAGUCUGCACAAGAUGGGGAAGGGUACUCCUCGCAUGGAGGCGCGUCAGUCAGACAGGAACGUGCCUCCUCUUGAUUGGGUGCGCAGCAGCUGCCUGAACGCCAUCUAUGAGUUUGAGAGGGAAGGAGGAGGAGGGUUGCGGAGCGGGAGGUACGUCACGAAGCAGGUUGAGGAGCAGAUGCGAGCCAUCACGCGGAGGAAGACGCCUCCCCCAGGCGUGAAGGACAAGGUAGAGGUGGAGGGGACCGAGGAGGAGACGAUGACGCUAAAGCAGCGGCUGAGCGCGAUGACGGGGGUACCAUGGGAGCUGAUGAAGAUGAAGAACACCAGCAGCAGCAAGGCAGGACGCGAGGGAAGGCAAUUUUCAUCAGAAAAUUUAUGA